Molecule: messenger RNA, 1683 nt
Organism: Alternaria ethzedia
Lineage: Eukaryota; Fungi; Ascomycota; Dothideomycetes; Pleosporales; Pleosporaceae
Exons: 1
Coding region: 1-1683 (560 amino acids)
Source: RefSeq, a predicted model, not a curated record
AUGGCAGCUAUUGCAAGAGCCUGGAAAGUGGGGGCGCUCACAACGUUCUUUCUGGCAACGAUAGCGCAUGCUACUGAACCCACGGUCACAGUGCUGAAUGGAACAUACGAAGGCGUACAUCUCCCUUCGUUCAAUCAAGACAUCUUCUUAGGCAUCCCAUAUGCGCAAGAUACGGGAGGUCAGAAUCGCUUUCGCAUACCACAAUCAUUGAACACGACAUGGAAUGGCACGCGCCCUGCCAAAUCGUACGGAGACAGCUGUCCGGAUCCCUCGGCUGCCAACUUCAGCAUGAGCGAAGACUGCUUGAGCAUCAACAUCGUUCGUCCAGCGGGUCUCUCACACAACGACUACGCAAAGCUGCCUGUUGCGCUAUGGAUCCAUGGAGGAAGCUACCAAGUCGGCACCAGUGCGCUUGCGAACUACAACCUGACAUACAUUGUUCAAAGAAGCGUGGAAAUCGGCCAGCCCAUCAUUGCAGCCAGCAUCAACUACCGCAAAGGCGGAUGGGGUAUGUUAUACUCGCGAGAGAUCCAAGGUGCCGGCCAGACGAACCUUGCGCUUCGAGACAUGCGCAAAGGACUUGCCUGGAUUUCAGAGAACAUUGAAGCAUUUGGCGGCGACAAGGACAGCGUCACUAUCUGGGGCGAGUCUGCUGGGAGCUUCGCAGUAGGCCAGCUACUCAUGUCGUACGGCGGCCGAACAGACAACUUGUUCCACCGCAGCAUCCAAGAGUCUGGGUCUGCAGCGACGGCAUGGUACAACGGCACAGAUUGGUACCAGCCCAUCUACGACAACAUCGUUGACAAAGCGAACUGCACAGAUGAAGUCGACACGCUCGCCUGUUUGCGUACCCUACCAUACGAAGCCAUCUUCCCACUCCUCGCAGCCUCAAGCCAAGGCCCAGGCUGGUACCCCAUCGUCGACGGCGACAUCAUCCCCGCCUACCCCACCGAGCUCCUCGCCUCAGGCCGUUUCGCACACAUCCCGCAUCUCUACGGCACCAACUCGGACGAAGGCACCGACAACGCACCAGCCGGCGGUGUCAUCAACACCGACGAAGACCUAUACGCCUUCCUCGCCAACAGCACAGGUUUCGACUUCCCCGACGCCGUCAUCAAGCGCAUCAUGGAAUUGUACCCCAACGACCCCACCAUCGGUAUCCCGCUCAACACCGGCGUCGAGCUCUUCGCCGAACAGGGCCUUCAGUAUAAGCGCAUCGCCGCCAUCAUGGGCGACGUCUUCUACCACGCGACCCGCCUGGCCGACGCCCGCGCUUACUCCAAGUACUCGCCUACGUACAUAUACCGGUUCAACACGCUCCCAUGGCAAAACAGUAACACCGCCAGCGAAGGCGGCAAUCCGCGCGCCUACAAGGGCGUCGCGCAUUUCACUGAGGUGGCUUUUGUUUUUGCUAAUCCUAACUUCUAUGGCCCAUGGGAGGAGUACAAGAAGCUGGCCGAGCAGGUGAGUGCGCAGUGGAUUCGCUUUGUGGCGAAGGGUGAUCCAAAUGGUGAAGCUCUGCCCAGGUGGCCGCAGUAUGACGAGGGUAAGAGUGGAAGGGGACUGGAUCUUGUUCUUCAGGCGGAGGGGAGGGGGUAUAAUGGGAGUUAUGUUGAGGAGGAUGCUUGGAGGAUUGAGGGGAGGGAGUUUCUUACUAAGUGGGCGAGAAGGAGACAUGUUUAG